Solea solea (common sole) is the source of this 2938-nucleotide messenger RNA. RefSeq names its product un-named sa1261. Bases 252 to 1448 code for a protein of 398 amino acids. Gene Ontology annotation, molecular function: protein serine/threonine kinase activity; ATP binding. The record is from RefSeq and is a predicted model, not a curated record. NCBI's taxonomy places the organism in Eukaryota, Metazoa, Chordata, Actinopteri, Pleuronectiformes, Soleidae. Gene Ontology annotation, biological process: peptidyl-serine phosphorylation; peptidyl-threonine phosphorylation. The transcript is spliced from 4 exons.
UGCUCAGAGGCCGAUACAUAGUGAGGGAUCAGCGGCUGAGAGCACGGAGCAGCUCCGGUGUCUGCGGAGGUUCAACAACAACAAUACAAACAAAUAUCAUCAAAUAUCGUCAACAGCUGAAGGAUCUGCGUGGUUUUCCUGUACGAGCGGAAGAGUCCGGUGUUUGUGGAUGGAUUGAAAUGUUAUUGUGAAAGGAACAUCCGCCUCCAGACCAGAUCAGCCCACUUAUCCCCCUGCAGACCUCCACAAGAAUGAACUCCUCGACCAAUGGCUCCUGCGCCUCCAUCGACAUCCUGGAGGAGCUGCAGCUGAUUGCUGCGCAGAACCUGGAGAAACUGGACGUCAACAAAUACUUUGAGGUCGUCCGGGAACUGGGGAAAGGAACCUAUGGGAAGGUGGACUUGGUCGUCCAUAAAAUCAGAGGCACAAAAAUGGCCCUUAAGUUUCUGAAGAAGAAGACCACCAAACUGAAGAGCUUCCUGAGAGAGUACAGCAUCUCCCUUUACCUGUCGCCCUGCCCGUUCAUCAUCAACAUGUACGGCAUCGCCAUCGAGACGCACGAGCACUACGUCUUCGCUGAGGAGUACGCGCUCGCUGGAGAUCUGUUCGACAUCAUCCCUCCUCAGGUGGGACUCCCGGAGACAGUGGCAAAGCGCUGUGUCCACCAGGUGGCAAUGGCUCUGGAUUACCUGCAGUGUAAGAAACUGGUCCACAGGGACAUCAAGCCCGAGAACAUCCUCAUCUUUGACGUGGAGUGCAGAAAGGUCAAGCUGUCGGACUUUGGCAUGACUCGCUGCACGGGCUCUCCGGUGAGGCGCGUGACUGGCACAAUCCCGUACACGGCGCCCGAGUUGUGUGAUAAUUCGCGACAGGACAGUUUCUGCGUGGACCACAGCACGGACGUGUGGGCUUUUGGUGUCCUGCUCUUCUGCAUGCUGACAGGAAACUUCCCCUGGGAGAAGGCCAUGCCCAACGACAGCUUCUACGAGGAGUUUGUCCGAUGGCAGCGUCGCCGGACGGCUACAGUGCCGUCACAGUGGCGCCGCUUCACUGCUGAUUGUCUUCAGAUGUUUCGCAGGCUCCUCUCCAUCGAGCAGGAGCGACGGUGCUCCGCCAAAGAAGUCUUCAGCUACAUCAACCAGUGCUGGAUGUUGGACACGGAGAACGGGAACAGCAGCAGCAGCAGUGAAGGUUUUAUGAGCAGCGCUCCUCCUCUGGACAUCAGCUCGUCUUCGUCUGAAGAAAAGGUGUUAGUGGACAGACUGAAGCAGCAGAGCCUGUCUCCAGCCUGCGUGGCCUCCAAGGGAAGCAUCAUGAUGGACACCCACUACUCCUCCACGUCCAGCAACAGCUCACCGUCCUCCACCGGCGACUACGAUCGGGCCAACAGAGAAAACAACGAAAGAGGGCGCAUCCUGGUGGCCACACCCAUCGAGAUCUGUGUGUAGAUGCUGCGAGUGCUGUGUGACCGGUUUACCUGCUCAGGUGUGAGCUGAUUUCUCCCCGUUUGAAGAAAGAGGGAGGAAGGUGUGGUGACACAUGCUUGGUGGGUCGGGACGUACAAUUUAGCCUCACCGCGGACUGAACCAUUUCUUUCUUCAUCAAACACCGAGGAAAUGACCUGUGAGACAAUCGCUCACUGUCGCUCCCUGCGUGUCGCCUCUGCUUACGCUGCUGAAAGAGUUCAAGACCAACAAAAACAAAACAGCAAUAUGUUCUAAGGCUGCAACUCGCGAUUAUUUUCAUAAACAAUGAAGUGAAAGAUCACGAUAAUUAAUUAAUUGUCAAAUUAGUUGACGAUUAUUAAUCGCUCAGUUGUUGCCGUCCUAAUAUUCUUCAGAUGUUUGAAAUAAUCAGUACAGAUAGAAUCUGUGAUCGUGUUGUGUUAAUUGUCGUGCAACACUUUGACGUUUGGUAGAUGAUGUGAAGUGUGUGUCUGAGAAAGUGUGUUUUCUUCUUUUUCUUUUGGAUUUAAAUGAUUUAUUUAUGUCGGAUGCACUUAUUUAUGAUUUGUUCUCGAGUGGCCUUGGACACCUGAAGUCUUCUCUCUGAAAACUGCAAUUUAUAUUUAAUUUAUUAAUAUUCUCCCUCAUGUUGUUGUCGUCGUCACUGUUGUCUGAAUGAUUUUAUUUUCCCUUCCUAAAAUGUGUAUUUCAUGUUUACCUGUGAUGCCUGAACCCACUGUGCAGUAGCAAACAACAAUACAAACACCUCGUAUUCAACAGUAGAUGUGUUAUUGUGUCUUAUUUUGUUUAAACAUUCCUCCUUUAAACUAAGAGCCAUUAAUGAACAAAACUGAGGAAAGUCCUGUAAAAUCACAAGUUACAAACUUGCAUGGUUCAUUAAAGAAUUCCUGAUUAGUGAUAAAUUUGUUGUAUUUGUUUUUAAAUGGCAUGAUCCUGGAAAUUAAAUUAAAUAUGUAAAUAAAUGAAUUUUGAGUAGAUAAAGUUUGAAUGUUAAGCUAACAUUUUACAGUAACAUUACAGUAUUUUCGCUGUACAACAACACAUUCCUUUUACAUCGGAACUGGGAGCGAUGUCCCCUCCGAGUAGAUUGCGUAACAGUUGAGAAAACAGGGUAAAAAACACAGAAAAACAAGGAUAUAUCUUGGGCUAGCAAAAGCACAUGGUAUUUUUCCUCACACAAACAACAUAGCAACAUUUACACCCACAAAAAUUGAACAGUACUUUGUGUUUGAGUGAUUUAAUGUGAAACAAUAAAGUUUUUAUUAUUGACGUGAAUGGCAGCCAUCUUAGAAUCUUUUGUCCGGGUUGUUUUCCUGUUAAAUUAGUCAAUUUCGACCUCCACCUACGUUCUGGAACACAUUAAAAAGCUAAUUUCAGGAUCAAAAUGCUUCAGAUUUGUUUCCCCAAGUAUUGCAUGAAUAUUACUGUGGUCACAUUUUGUUUAAAUAAACUGUUUGGGUUUUGUUUUUAAA